AUGGCAAAUGUAAUUGGAGCAGUGAUUUACGUCUAUAUGCAGUUCCUGCCGACACCGUCAUGUCUGAUUAUGAUUGGUCACAUCUGCUGGCAGCUUAGUCAUGGUUUCCCCGCAUUCGUUUACCUGCUCUUGAACCGCACAAUCCAACGUGAGGCACUCCGGACACUGGGAAUGCGAAAGGCGACAUGGGGCUGUGACGCCUAA
Cooperia oncophora is the source of this 204-nucleotide messenger RNA. Lineage: Eukaryota; Metazoa; Nematoda; Chromadorea; Rhabditida; Trichostrongylidae. The record is from the annotation of a GenBank genome assembly.